Cryptomeria japonica (Japanese cedar) is the source of this 1974-nucleotide messenger RNA. RefSeq names its product fatty acyl-CoA reductase 2, chloroplastic. Bases 1 to 1866 code for a protein of 621 amino acids. Gene Ontology annotation, cellular component: intracellular membrane-bounded organelle. NCBI's taxonomy places the organism in Eukaryota, Viridiplantae, Streptophyta, Pinopsida, Cupressales, Cupressaceae. Gene Ontology annotation, biological process: suberin biosynthetic process; long-chain fatty-acyl-CoA metabolic process. The record is from RefSeq and is a predicted model, not a curated record. Gene Ontology annotation, molecular function: alcohol-forming very long-chain fatty acyl-CoA reductase (NADP+) activity. The transcript has 10 exons.
AUGGAUUGCGUCAAACCUUCUUCCUUUUUAUGUUCUGCUAGUUAUUUGGGUGAAAAAGCAAAGCAGAGAACAACCUUAAUCUCUGUCAAGAAUUCUCUGUUUCUGUGCAGAAAACAAUCAGUCAAUAAAAGAUCAAGAAUACACAGUUCAGUAUGGUGCCAAAGAGCAUCUCCAAGAAGGUUAGUCUGUGUCAGAACAACUGCAAAACAUGAAAUAUUGGCUUCAACAUUCAUGAAGUCAAGCAUUGAAAAAAAAUCUAAGGAUAUUGCAAUAUCAGACAUCUCUACCAUUGCUCCAUGCAAAGGUCUAGGUAUUGUAGACUUUUUAAAGGGUAAGAACUUCCUUAUCACAGGAGCCACAGGGUUUGUUGCCAAAGUACUCAUAGAAUGCAUAUUGAGGGUGCAACCAGAUGUGGGAAAGCUCUUUCUUCUAAUCAGAGCUGAGGACUCUUCCUCUGCACUGAACAGGAUGAAUGUUGAAGUUAUGAAUAUGGAGAUAUUCAAGGUGUUACAGAGAAAAUACGCUGAUGAGUAUGAGAAAUUCAUGCUAGAACACUUGGUUCCUAUAAAAGGUGAUCUGACUCGGGAUGAUCUUGGAAUACAAGCAGAUGAGGCUGAUAUGCUCAUAAAGGAAACAGAUAUUAUUGUCAGCUCCGCAGCUAAUACAACAUUUGAUGAAAGGUAUGAUUUUGCUCUUGAAAUGAACACAAAAGGAGUUUGUCGUCUCAUGGAGUUUGGAAAACGUUGCAAAAGGGUUCAGCUUCUCAUGCACAUAUCAACAGCAUAUGCAAAUGGGCAAAUACAAGGCCGAGCUCUAGAAAAACUUUUAAAGAUGGAGUACAGUGAAUCCAACCACAAAAGCCAAUCUUCCCCACUUCUAAUUGACAUUGAAGCCGAAACUAAUUUAGUCAAGAAAACAGUAAAAGAUUUAGAGGCCAAAAUUUCAUCUCCUUUAAAUGUUUUAGACUCUGAAAAUACGUUAACCCAAAGGAUGAGAGACUUAGGCAUAGAAAGGGCAAGAAGAAGUGGAUGGCAAGACACAUAUUGUUUCACCAAAGCCAUGGGAGAAGUGCUGCUGGCCAAUGGCCGAGGAGAUUUACCAGUUGUCAUCCUUCGUCCCAGUAUUAUAGAAAGCACAUAUAGUAGCCCUUUUCCUGGGUGGAUAGAAGGCCAUAGGAUGCUGGAUCCUAUUAUUUCACACUAUGCAAAAGGUCAGCUGGGUGGCUUGUGGGGUGACCCAGAUACUAUUAUUGAUUUGGUACCUGUGGAUAUGGUGACCAAUGCAACACUGGCAGCCAUUGCAAAGCAUGCAGGAAGGCCUGGCAUUCAGGUCUAUCAUGUGUCUUCAUCUGUUGCAAAUCCAAUACGGUUGCAACAAAUUGUAGAGGCAAUCUUUGACCAUUUUAAAAUUAAUCCCUACAUUAAUAACAAAGGAAAAUCAGUGGAAUUGCAAAAGGAAUUGGCCUUCUUUCCUACAAUGGAUGAUUUUCUCAAUCAUGCUUGGAACAGUACUUUUAAUGUUCCCUUGACUAUAGAUGGGUUUUCCCCAUUUGCUUCAAACAUGUCGGACAGAGAGAAAUGCAUUUGUGCUAAAUAUAUACAACAAACUCAGUACAUGAACAUGUUAUACGAGCCAUAUGCAUUUUAUAAAGGAAGGUUUGAUAACUCAAAUGUGGAGAUAUUAUGGCAAGAAUUAUCAGCGGAAGAGCAAAGAACUUUUGGAUUUGACAUUAAGAAGAUUAAAUGGAAACACUACCUUGCAAACAUUCAUAUUCCCGGACUGCGCCAACAUGUUAUGAAAGGUCGAGGUGUAGGUCUGCCUGGACUGGCCAAAAUCAAGUACGACCUAGAAAUGCCAGAUCCAUAAAUGUGAAAGUAAAGGAGAUUCAGAUUAUUUAAUCUCAAGUACUUCUAUUUAUGUAUGUUGUUCGGGUAGGUAUUUCUAUUUAUGAAAUAAAAAUAGAGACUAAGCAGG